GGUUUUACUGGGCUUUUCCUUUUCCAGAAAAACCCUUUCAUAUAACAACCAUUUCUACUAGUAAACAGUACUAGUACUGGUGAUACCCAAAACCCCCAAAACCCCAGAAACCAAGAAACUUGAAGAAAAAGAAAAAAAAAAAUGAACAUGUUGAAAGCCAAUUCACUGAGAUCCCUUUCUUUUACACUCCUUCGCCAAUCCGCCAUUAACAACACCACCACCACCAAUGCUCUCAGACCUUUCUCUUCUUUGAUUCUGAAACAAACCCAACUCUCCAAUCCUUCUUCCAAGCCUAUCCCAUUUCCCCAAUCCCCUUUCUCUUCCUCCUCCACCGUCCCAGUUCGCUUUCUCCGCACUGUUCGCGACCAAGGCCCCAGUUAUGAGAUAACUCCGCCAGUGAAUUGGGGGAUUCGGAUUGUGCCGGAGAAGAAGGCGUAUGUGAUUGAGAGGUUCGGGAAGUAUGUGAAGACUUUGCCCUCCGGUAUCCAUUUUUUGAUUCCUUUAGUCGAUCGGAUUGCCUAUGUCCAUUCCUUGAAGGAAGAGGCCAUUCCCAUUCCUGACCAGUCUGCUAUCACUAAGGAUAAUGUCAACAUUUUGAUUGAUGGGGUGCUCUACAUCAAGAUUGUGGACCCUAAGCUGGCCUCUUAUGGUGUUGAGAAUCCCAUAUUCGCGGUGAUUCAGCUCGCGCAAACAACAAUGCGUAGUGAGCUUGGUAAGAUCACUCUCGACAAGACAUUUGAGGAAAGAGACACAUUGAAUGAGAAGAUUGUGGAGUCUAUUAAUGUGGCUGCAAGAGAUUGGGGCCUGCAGUGCCUCCGUUAUGAAAUAAGGGAUAUAUCUCCUCCUCGUGGAGUGAGGGUAGCUAUGGAGAUGCAAGCCGAAGCAGAACGAAAGAAGAGAGCUCAAGUUCUUGAAUCUGAAGGAGAAAGGCAAGCCAACAUCAAUAUUGCUGAUGGAAAGAAGGCUUCUGUAAUCUUACAAUCAGAAGCUGCAAAGAUGGAUCAAAUCAAUAGAGCACUCGGUGAAGCGGAAGCCAUCCUUGCUAAAGCUAAAGCAACAGCCGAAGGACUUGCCACUGUCUCACAGACCCUAAAGGAAAGUGGAGGAAUAGAGGCAGCUAGUUUGAGAAUCGCUGAGCAAUAUGUUCAAGCCUUCGGUAAUAUUGCCAAGGAGGGCACAACAAUGUUGCUUCCUAGUUCAGCUGGCAAUCCUGCCAAUAUGAUGGCCCAAGCACUCACUAUGUAUAAAAGCCUGAUUGGCAAUGUUUCCAGUGUUGGGUCUCAUGAUACCUCUUCCACUCAAUUAGCAGCAGGUGUAAAGGGCGAUGCCUCUGGAGAAACAGGUAAUGAGAGCCCCACAACUGCUAAAACAACUGAUACAGGUUAUCUGGGCGAUAGCAAGCCAGGAUUUUCGCUUCAGAGCCCCAAUAAAGGAGCAUAGAGUUUAUCCCAGCCAACUCAUUCUGGAAGUAAAUCAAAUUGUGCUACACUAGGUUUUAUCAGUUUUGUGGUUGUCACUCUAAUUUUACUCGUAAGUUUCUAAAUGAUUUGAAGAGAGGAAAGCUGAAAAUUAGAUUGAUUGUUGUAGGAUGCGAAUUCUUCUGGCAGAGCUCAUUUCCAUGUCAAAUGGGCAAUUAGGAUGUCUCUUCUUAGAUACCGGCAAAACUUGAGAAAAAGAUUUGAGAAUUUUUUGUUUCUGAUAAAACUUGCAUUAUUAGAGCAUUUGCAUCAAACAAUGCAAAAUAGAAAAAUUGCUCAAUUUUACACGUCCAAGCCCCAAAAUCCACAUUAGUCAAAAUAAAGAUGUGUAAAUUUGCAACU
This is a messenger RNA of Quercus robur (English oak), 1820 nucleotides long. RefSeq lists its product as uncharacterized. Bases 142 to 1440 code for a protein of 432 amino acids. Gene Ontology annotation, cellular component: membrane. The record is from RefSeq and is a predicted model, not a curated record. Lineage: Eukaryota; Viridiplantae; Streptophyta; Magnoliopsida; Fagales; Fagaceae. The transcript has 9 exons.